CCUGGGCCCGCGCCCGCAGAGCAUGGGGCCCUGCGUGUCCCUGGGUGGACCGUGCUCUUCCAGGGCGAGAGGGCCGGCCUGACGUACCGCGUGCCCUCAAUGCUGCCCGUGCCUCCCGGGCCCACCCUGCUGGCCUUCGCGGAUCAGCGGCUGAGCCCCGACGACGCCCACGCCCACCGCCUGGUGCAGAGGACCGGCAUGCUGGCUGGGGGCUCCGUGCGGUGCGGCGCCACGCGCGUGCUGGGUACAGCGGUCCUGGACGAGCACCGCUCCAGGGACCCCUGCCCGGUGCACGUCGCGCGCACGGCCAGCUUACUCUUCAUCGCCGUGCGCGGCCGCACCCGCGAGGCCGCGCAGAUCGCUGCGGGCGAGAACGCCGCGCACGUCUGCGGCGUGACCAACCGGGAGGCGGGGCGCAGCUGGGGUGGCGCGCGGGACCUCACGGCGGAGGCGGUGGGCGGCGCCGAGCAGGACUGGGCCACGUUUGCCGUCGGCUCCAGCCAUGGCAUCCGGCUGUGCUUGGGCCGCCUGCUGGUGCCGGCCUACACGUACCACGUGGACCGGCGAGAGUGCUUUGGUGAGAUCUGCGAGACCGGCCCCCACUCCUGCCGCACCUGGCACCACGGGGGCCUCAUGCCCAACCUGCGCUCGGGCGAGGACCAGUUGGCGGUGGUGGACAGGGGGCAGGCCGGUGCCAUCCUCUACUGCAGUGCCUGGAGCCCUCUGGGCAGACACGUGCAGGUGCUCAUUGUAGACGAGGGCGCCUCCUUCCUGCCUGGGGAGCUGGUGCUCGCCCUGGCCGGGGCCGCCGGGGGCUGCCAGGGCAGCAUUGUGGGCUUUCCGGCCCCGCCCUCCAGCAGGCCGGAGAAUGAGGGGUGCUCCAUGGGUACCAGGAACACCCUCCACCCUCCACACCUCUGCCCUGGGCCCCAGGAACCCCCAGAGAAGGAGGGCGCUGGAGAUACCCGAGGGGGCGGGGGGCUGGGUGGGAUGGAGGGAUGUGGGGAUGGCUCCGGUGAGCCCGGCCCAGGGCCUGGGUUUGAGGGGAACAGGGGGACCUGGACCCCCGAGCUCCCGGUCCCCUCGGCCUUGUCUCAGAGCCCCACGUGGCUGCUGUAUUCCCACCCGGUGGGGUGCAGGGCACAGCUGCACAUGGGCAUCUGCCUGAGCCGGUCGCCCCUGGACCCCCACAGCUGCCCGGAGCCCUGGGCGAUCCACGAGGGCCCCAGUGGCUACUCUGACCUGGCGUCCAUCAGGCCCACCCCCGAGAGAGCCCUGACCUUCGCCUGUCUGUAUGCGAGUGGGACCGGGGUCUCCUGUGAGGAGAUCUCCUUCUGCAUGUUCUCCCUGCAGGAGGCCCUGGGGAACGUUGGGGCGGGCACCGGGCAUCCCAGCCUUGGGGACGAGCCUCUGGGGCGCUGCUGGCCCUCCUGAUGGGCCUCUGGCCAGGCCUGGCCCCGGGUGCCCAGGAGGAGCGGGGAGGGGAGCAGGGGCGGAGGAUGCUGGGAGGUGGCAGGGUGGGGGCGUCGGUGUGACCCCAGGCCUGGACGGGGCUCCAUCCUGGAGAGGCGCCUUUGCUCCUUGGCUUCUCCAUGGAGGUUCGUGAGGGUGAGUGUUUGUGUGGGACCUCAUUGAAUUUCACAGAAGCUCAGUUGUAACGGUCUCCAAGCAGGGUUGGUCUUUAGGAAGGAGGUGUACAGCCGGAAGGGAGGGUGGCCUGGAUGGCCCAGGGUGGACGGGCGGCUGGCCCUGCAUGGCCCACCCCUCCCCCUCCCAAGGCCGACAGCAGGGGCUGGGGCGUGUGGUGGUGGGAGCGUGGCGCUGGGAUCCUUCGCUUGGCCCGCAGUGCUUGGUCGCCUGUACCAUUUUCCUCUUUCCUCUUGCUCUGCUGGCUUUUUUCUGGCUUAUGAACAAGAAAUAAAGGGAUCCUGCGUGUCUGUCCAGGGCUGUCUCUCCUCAGUUCUUUCCACGUCGAAGCCUGGGGAGGGUCCCCAGUGCUCUAGCCACGUCACUGUGGGGUCUGCCCCCCUUAGCUAGACUCUCCAGUGCUGGGGGCUGCCAGCCAUGGGGCAGGGGGACAGGCAAAGCCUUCUCUGCGCGGCAGCCCCAGACGUGCCUGGUCUGCACUGCCGGCCGGCGGGGCCGGUGGGGAGCGCGGUGGCUGCCCCUCCCUGGAUGGGUCACCUCCCAGGACCGGCCCUCUGUGCCCUCGUGGAAGCACCUUCUUAUUUCCUCUUCUUUGUAACAUCUUCUUUCUGGUUACAAAAAUAAAAUGUGUUCAUUGUAGAAAAUUUGGGAAAUGUAUAAAACUAUAAAGAAAAAAGUGACCCACGCAUAUCCUUCUGCCCACCACAACUAUGAUUAUCUUUUCGGCAUUUCUUUCUGAUUCCUUGAAGAAAUUCUUUUUAAAAACAUAUGACUUCAUUUUAGCACGUUAUCACCCUUCCCAGCAGCUCUGUUUACGGCCCCGAUGCUCCAUGAUGAGGACCCUGCAGGGCGACCUUCUGGGGCUGGUCAGUUUCCCCAGUUGCCGGUCAUGCGUGAUGAGCAUCUCUGAGGUGUCCCUGGAUGGCCCCAGUUUCUGUCACCUCCUUAGCCUGGAUUCCGGAACAGCAUGACAUCUUACAUGGUCUUCCCCAAGGGUGGGGACGUGCAGGAAGGCUCUGAGCAGUGGAGGCCCAAGGGUCCCCAGGGAACUCAGAACAGCCAGUCCCCUGGGAGCCGGGAGACACCCCCCCCACCGCUUAUUGCUCUCUUUCACUGUCAGCCGUCCCUGCAGGGGUGGCCACCUUUCAGGGGUCACCACUGGGCUCCAGGCACCCCCCCACCUCCAGGCUGCCUCAGUCCCCUGUAAGGACAGCCCUUCUACCUGGGGCUUUUGGGCAGUGGCUUGAGUCCGCUCUUCUGUUUUCAGGUUUAAGCCACAGAAACCGGCAAAGACGGGCAGGUGGGGCUUUCCAGAGGCCCAGAGGUCACAGGUGUGUACGGCAGGGUCCUGUACUCACUUCCAGACUGGGUGAUUAUUGUGCCCUAAAUUCCACCUGGAACCUCAGACUGUGACCUGUUUGGAGGACCUCCAAGGAAAUGUGAAACAGACGUGAUGUCUGGUAGACAGAAUACAGGCUCCCGAAGGCGUCGGCAUCCUAACCCCCGGAACCUGUGAGUGUGUGAUCUUCAUGAGAAAGGGACCUCGCAGCCGUGAUUAAGUUAAGGGUCUUGUGAUGGUGGAUUGUCCUGGGUUAUCUGGGUGGGCUGGCACUUAGAAGGGGGACAGAGGGUCAGAGGGGAGAGCCGGUGUUACGAUGCUGGGCUUGAGGAUGGGUGAGGGGCCUGGAACCAAGGGAUGCAGUGACCCCUGGAAUCUGGAAAAGGCAGCGAGCGGAUUCUCCCCCGGGGCCUCCAAAAGGAACCGGCCCUGUGGACACCGUGACUUUAGCACAGUGAGACCCAUUUCAGAGCUGAAGGGGGAUGAGUUUGUGCUGCUGUAAGCAAGUUAGUUCCAGUGGCCGCGGGAGACGCCAACAGGCGACACUGGCUGCCUAAUCCCAUUCCAGAGUUUCUGGGACCCGAGUUCUUGAACGCUACCAUUCUCACUGGAUGCUUCUUACUCUCUUCUGUGUGUUUUCCAUGAUUUUCUGUCUCUGUGCUUCACUCUUAGACUUUUCUUCCAACUCACUAAUUCUGUCUUUGCUGUGACUGAUUGGCUGCAGUCAUCGCCUCCCUCCUCUGUCUGUCUGUCUCUGUCUUUAUGUCUCUCUGUCUGUCUCUCUCUG
This is a messenger RNA of Delphinapterus leucas (beluga whale), 3773 nucleotides long. RefSeq names its product neuraminidase 4 (gene NEU4). Gene Ontology annotation, cellular component: membrane; intracellular membrane-bounded organelle; cytoplasm. The record is from RefSeq and is a predicted model, not a curated record. Gene Ontology annotation, molecular function: exo-alpha-sialidase activity. NCBI's taxonomy places the organism in Eukaryota, Metazoa, Chordata, Mammalia, Artiodactyla, Monodontidae. Gene Ontology annotation, biological process: oligosaccharide catabolic process; ganglioside catabolic process.